Gadus macrocephalus (Pacific cod) is the source of this 4332-nucleotide messenger RNA. RefSeq names its product uromodulin-like 1 (gene umodl1). The coding region runs from base 77 to 3979 and encodes 1300 amino acids. Gene Ontology annotation, molecular function: protein binding; calcium ion binding; peptidase inhibitor activity. The transcript has 19 exons. NCBI's taxonomy places the organism in Eukaryota, Metazoa, Chordata, Actinopteri, Gadiformes, Gadidae. Gene Ontology annotation, cellular component: extracellular region; cell surface. The record is from RefSeq and is a predicted model, not a curated record.
ACGCCCUGAAUCAUUCUCCACCAUCUUAGUGAGGAAUACGCAGGUAGGAUGUGGUGGCUGAAUACAUAGUGGGGGAAUGGGUCUUUAUCAGAAAAUGAGCUGGAUACACUCUAUGUGGAUUGCUGGGGCCCUUGUGGCCCUCGCGAGGGGACACCACACUAUGAUGGAAGGAAAAGACUUAUCGAAUACAGGGUACCAUCUCUGCACCUUCAAUGAGACCAGGAAAGAGAGUAGGUUGGUAUAUCAUGCGGUCCCUUACAUCGUGCAAAGACACUGCGGGGGCUGGCUGCCAUGGCGGAUGUGUAACGUCACUCUUUACAAGAUGACCUCGUGGCCGGAGUACAAAGAGGUCGUCCGAGAGGUCACCAGAUGCUGCCAUGGUUUCGUACACAUGGGUCACUACUGUGUGCUGCCACUCAACAGAACCAGGGAGUUCACUACCAAGCCGGGAUUCUGCCCGACCGCAGCUGAAAAGUCACAUGACGGCUGCCAAACCUGUGUUUGGGACAUCGACUGCCCAGGUUGGCAGAAAUGCUGCCAAACGUUGAAUCGUUCCCGAUGUGUCGACCCUGCCAUGUUUACACAUUACGUAGCCAACGGAGGAUGGAGGCUCAAUGUGACGGUGACAGUGAAGACGGAUUACGAUGUCAUGAUGGCCUUGGAUAAAGGACUUCUUAACCACACACAAUUGUUGCACACCAUGGUGAGCGGGGCGCUGAACUCCUCAGAUAUUUCGGUCCAGUAUCUCAGCUCGUGUCCAGCGGUUCCUUACAGGACAGCUACGUCUCUGAUAAUUGGCCGUGAUGCCAAACUCUCCCUGGACGUCACCACGGCCAAAUUGCAUAAACUCCUCAGGGACAUAUCAGAGGUGUCCUCUGUAACAGUGGAAGACGUGGAUGAGUGUGCGCACACUGCUCUCCGUAAUUGCUCCCCUCACGCCGAGUGUAACAACACCGCGGCCUCCUACCACUGCUCCUGUCGCCACGGCUACACAGACGUUCUUCCCCAAAAUGCUGGUGCAUCGUGUGAAGUUUACCAGACCCCCAGCAAUGCAACCCCCUGUAUCAAUGGACAAACUGGAUCCACAAGCCAAAGCCCCUCUGCCACUCCUGGACCCACCGUGGACCCACCCUGGUGGUCGGCUUCAGCACCGACCACCCUGCAGACAAACGCCACUUCUAACACAAGCACCCCACCGCCUGAGGAGAUGUCCACAUGUGCUCCUCCCAAACUCACCCAACUGUCUUCAUCCCACAUCACGGGAACAUCCUUCUGCCUGUCCUGGUCUGGCCUGACACAGAGCAACCAGACAAGCUAUUUAGUUGAUCUGAGAGAGGGGUCAGAGUUCAUCAUUCACCUGGUGACCAAUGAGACCAAGGUAAACAUGACAGAUCUGGAUCCUGGGGUGCUCUACAGUGUCACCAUCACCCCCUAUGCAUGUGAUGCCCAAGGGGAGAGUCAACUAUUGAAUGUGAAGAUGGCUGCUCAGAACCUUAAGGCCACUGCAAAAGUGACAAAUGUGAACUUCACUGAUGACUUCCUAAACUCAAGCAGUCAGGCUUACUUCAAUUUCUCUAAGAGUAUUAAAGAAGAGAUAUACAAGUCUCUCUCUUCAGAGCUCAAAGAACUGGUUGACUCUGGGAAGGUGAGAAUCGAGAUCACCAGCCUGUCACAGGGCAGCGUGGUUGUCGACUUCUCCAUCGUCUACGACGCGAGCGUCACCGAGCUCAACGUGUCCUCUGCAGUGUUGGGCUCCCUGUUAAACAGCACCAGAUACAGUGUGGACGAACACAGCACAAGUGUAUCUGAUGUUGAUGAAUGUGCUUCGGGGCUGAACGACUGUUCCCAAAAUGCCACAUGCAAUAACACCUGGGGCGCUUACACAUGUGUUUGCAAUGAUGGCUUCGAAGAUAUGGACUCUGAUUGGCCAGGACGAGUCUGUGGAGAUACCACUACCUCUUCCUUAGCCCCGUCCACCACUGUACCUGCCACUACCUCUUCCUUAGCCCAACCCUCCACUGUACCUGCCACUACCCCUUCCUUAGCCCAACCCACCACUGUACCUGCCACUACCUCUUCCUUAGCCCCGUCCACCACUGUACCUGCCACUACCCCUUCCUUAGCCCAACCCUCCACUGUACCUGCCACUACCCCUUCCUUAGCCCAACCAACCACUGUACUUCCUACUGCCACUUCUUUAGCCCUGCCCACCACUGUACCUGCCACUACCUCUUCCUUAGCCCCGUCCACCACUGUACCUGCCACUACCUCUUCCUUAGCCCAACCCACCACUGUACCUGCCACUACCUCUACCUUAGCCCAACCCACCACUGUACCUGCCAGUACCUCUACCUUAGCCCAACCCACCACUGUACCUGCCACUACCUCUUCCUCAGCCCAACCCAACACUUAUCUCUACCUUAGCCCAACCCACCACUCCCAACCCAACACUGUACCUGCCACUACCCCUUCCUUAGCCCAACCCACCACUGUACCUGCCACUACCUCUACCUUAGCCCAACCCACCACUGUACCUGCCACUACCUCUACCUUAGCCCAACCCACCACUGUACCUGCCAGUACCUCUACCUUAGCCCAACCCAACACUGUACCUGCCACUACCUCUACCUUAGCCCAACCCACCACUGUACCUGCCACUACCCCUUCCUUAGCCCAACCCACCACUGUACCUGCCACUACCCCUUCCUUAGCCCAACCCACCACUGUACCUGCCACUACCUCUACCUUAGCCCAACCCACCACUCAACCUGCCACUACCUCUUCCUUAGCCCAACCGACCACUAUACUUCCUACUGCCACUUCCAUAGCCCUGCCCAGCACUGUACCUGUCACUACCUCUUCAUUAGCCCCGCCCACCACUGAACCUGCCACUUCCUCUUCAUUAGCCCCGCCCAUCACUGUACCCAUUAACUACACAUUCAUGGGCAUUCCCAACAUUAAUAAAGGGCUUCCAUCCAUCUCGGUGGAAUGCAGCCCAAAGGCCAUCAUGGUGACGGUAGCCAAGGAUUUUCUGCAGACCAAACAAAUCAGUUUGCCGUCACUCCACCUCGGUCAGGUGUCCAACCUCCCACUCGACCUCAACGAUACCCACGUGCGCCUGACCGCGGCAUGGAACGACACCAACCGGUUCAGCAACGACUCCUACCUCACAGCCAAGGUGACCCUAUUCAACAGCCCGGAGCCAUUGCUGAACGGCACCAAGGGCAUCGUGCACACACUGGAGGUGCCCAUCCUCUGCGCCUACAGGAAGAGCGUCUUCAUCUCCGCAAACUUUGGUGACAUGGGAUACAACAUGAACAUAGACCCUAUAUCGGCCUCGGGCUCCUUCAAAGUGAUCAUUCAGUUGCUGAACGGCACAUCUGCCCUGCCGCACAACUACACUUUGUCCCCUGACGAGGAGGUGGUGGUGAAGGUCUCCAUGAACACCUCCGCUGAGGAGAUGAGGCUGAUCAUCAGCAAGUGCUGGGCCACCCCCACCAGGAAUAUUCGGGACAACCCCAGCUACAUUUUCCUGAACAGGGGCUGUCCUCUGACCGACUCCUACACUGCAAUCAUAAGCAACGGGAACUCGAGCUCGUCCUCGUUGUCGGUGCGGAUCUUCUCCUUCGUGGAGUUGGAUGUGGUCUACCUCCACUGCCAAGUCCAGAUCUGUGUGGAGAUGGGAUCCGCGACAUGUGUACCUGACUGCAGCAUGAGUAAGGCCCGCCUUGCCAGAACAGUUGAUUCCCUUGUCGGCUCCUCUGGGGCUUUGAUACGACGAGAGCAUGAGUAUAGCCUUGAGACGGAAAGCGAUAUACUCCAAGUCGUGGGCUUCACCUUUCUUGGAAUAUGCAUAAUGGUGAUCUUUCUGGCGGGUUUCACCUGCAUCGUCUUCUACCAAAGAAACCGUAUCGGCCACUACAACUUCAACAUCAAACCCAAGCAGGACGACUUCACCUUCCAUGUCUUCAAUACGUAGGGAUUCAAUGAGGGUGGCAUUGUGUCCCUUGUCAUAGGCUUGUCAUAAGCAGGUACAUUAAUGAUUUCGUUUAAUUGUAUAAAUGUUUUAAAGCCACAUCACGCAAUGAAUUGUCAUUGAUUCACGCUGUAGCGUAUACAUCAUAGUGUAUAUUAUGUUUUAAAAGCUAUCCAAAGUCUGUCGCAUUCAGUUCAACAAUUGCCAGGGAAAAAUGUAGGCAACGAUACGAUGUAACGCACUUUCGCUCAAUAUUUUUCUACAUAGACGAAAUUAGUUACUCUUUUUUUAUGUCCUCUACUUGCGAUGCAUAGAUGAUUGAGUGUAUGAUGAAGAUAAAGUUGGCUGUAAUAAUU